AUGACAGCCCAGUCAAUCUUUGCCCACGAUUUCCUCCAAAAGGCCGUCGGGGAUGACUCCUCCGUCCUUGAAAUGCGAGAGACGCUUGACGCCCUUCACUCCCUGGUCGACGCGCUGAAGCAGCAACCGGCCAUCCACGAGCUGACGUAUCCCCACGCCAGACCUAUAGCUAGGCUUGCUCUCGGCGACUGCGAAAUGCCCCCGGUGCAGUCCGCCGUCAACGCUAUCCGCGAGGCAAAAGGCGUGUUCAAACCCAUUGCAAGGGAAAUCUCUGUGCUUCAUGCUGACUCUGGCCAGCUCACAAAACACUUGGCCUGGAUCUACUUUUCACCGGCCGAUUUCAACGAAGCCGAGUUCAUCAUUGUGAAUGCCGGUCUGGAGUGUCUCUACAUGGACCUGUCCGUAAACAAGGCCACGGCGGCGCCGCUCAAGGAGGAGUAUGCAAAAAUGGGGACCCUCUGCACCAGUAACCUCGAGACUGCGUUGGCCAACCUGCCUCUGCACCUGCCAGCCACCAUGGACAUGAUCGUGGCCUUGUUGUUCGGCGCCUACCACGCCAUGGAAGUGGCAAAGCCAAGCCUUGCCUGGACGUUGAACACGGCCUCGGCCCAGCUGUGCCAGACCCUCGGAUACCACCGAAUAGCUUCCGUCAGGAGCGGCAACCCUGACGACGAAGAUUACAAGGUUUUCCUGUUUUGGUCCGUCUACUUUGUGGACAAGUCGCUCUCCCUCCGUCUGGGUCGCCCGUCAACAAUUUCAGACUACGACAUCACCGUCCCCUACCCGUCGAGUGCUAGCAAAAUGCACGGUGCGCUGAUGAGCUACUUCUGCUUAUGGGUCAUCGUAUCCAGGAUUCAGGGCAAGACCUACGAGCUGCUGUACAGCCCCGAGGCGUUGUCCCAGUCGAGCUCAGUCCGUGAAGGUCGCGCACGGGGGUUGGCGGCAGAGCUUCAGCAAGUGACGGAUCGCACCCAGGAGACGCACGCACAGUACUUGGAGUCGGCAAUCGAGGCCGUCGGCCAAAACACGAUGGAUUUCUUCAACGUCUCUGACGAGGUGCUGAGAUUGUCGCUACUCACCAUAAUAUACCGGGCGGUACCCUCGCCCCCAGGCUCAUCCACCACCUUCAGUACAGAGUGCAUCGGCGCCGCAAGGGCGACACUGAAGCGACACGAGGAUUGCAUGGCGAUCAUGGCCAAGGACGGCUACUACCUGUUUCCCAUGUAUAUGAAUUGGACUAUCCUCUUCGCACCGUUCGUGCCGUUCAUCGUCAUCUUCUGCCAAGUCAUGGAAACGAGCGACGCUACAGAUCUGGCCCGACUGCAAGGGUUUGUUGCGUCGAUCCAGGACGCCAAAGAGUUCACCGAGGCGUCGGCGAGACUCUGCCGGCUCUUCCAGGUCCUCUACAACGUCGCGUUCCGGUAUGUCGAGAUGCGCAACAGUUCACAGCAGACGGGGCAGGCGCAAGCAAGCCAGGAGAUGGACAGGUAUCUCACGGCACUCGGGUUCCCGUCCGCGGGGCAGUCGUCCGAGGGGGGCCCGGACGGUUCGGACCAGCUCCCGAUGGGCGGCGGCGGCAGCGGCGGCGACGAGGGGAUGACCUCUACCGGGUCGGGGGUGGUGCCACUCAACCAGAUGCUGUGGAUGGGAAACGCAUCGCAGUUGGAGGACUGGUUUUAUAGCAACCAGCAGAUGAUGGGGCUUGUGGAGGAUGACGACUCGUUCUUGCAGUGA
This is a messenger RNA of Colletotrichum higginsianum IMI 349063, 1734 nucleotides long. Its product is annotated as Fungal specific transcription factor. Gene Ontology annotation, molecular function: zinc ion binding; DNA binding. NCBI's taxonomy places the organism in Eukaryota, Fungi, Ascomycota, Sordariomycetes, Glomerellales, Glomerellaceae. The transcript is spliced from 5 exons. The coding region runs from base 1 to 1734 and encodes 577 amino acids. Gene Ontology annotation, biological process: DNA-templated transcription. The record is from RefSeq and is a predicted model, not a curated record.